AUGGAAGGAUUGUGUAGAGGAUGUUUAAUAAGGUAUGAUGACCCCAUGGAUAUACUGCAGUAUACUGAAAAAUAUAGAAGACUAUUUGUGUAUUCUACAGGUUUGCAGGUAAAGAGAAAUGACAGAAUCACAUUUCAAGUAUGUAAAGACUGUUUCCUGAACAUGAAGGCUGCAUGUAAAUUUAAAAAGCUUUGUCGGGCAUCCGACAAAAAGUUGAAAACCUACUUAUCAUUGAAAGAUGUUGGUGAUGGUGUGGACUUAUUUACUUUUAUUAAGAACAGUGAUGAUACUAUGGCAUUUCGUCUUCCAAUGACAAGUGGCAGCAGUACACCAGCCCAGCAUAAUAAGUUAAGAGAUGAUGACAAUGAAUCAACAUGCACAAGCAUACGGAACUUCAUGACAGAUAUAUUGGAGGGUGAAGAGAUGCCAGACACAGAAGCUCGCAUCAUCCGUGAAGUAAUAGAAGAAGAGGCUGAUGUAUUAGAUGACUCGUUGGAUUCACAUUGGUUACAAGAUGAUGUAUCUAUUGAUACUGAUUUUAGAUUGGAUUUUAGUCUCAGCCCGUUUGCAACCCUACAUGCUGUGAAUAAUGAUCAUUGUUACACACCAAAGAGGCUUAGUGAACCAAAGGAGGAACAGUUAAAAAAAUAUUUUACGUCUAUAAGCCCUGCGAGACAACAUAGAGAUGUAAACGAUUUUACAGAUAUUAUAAGAAAUAAUCAAAGUGAAAAAGAGUUGUGUGUUUUUGGAACAGAUGAAAUUGACAAUGAAAUAAGAGGAAACAAUUUUGAUAUGCCUCUUAUUGAAAAUGAAGAAGCAGUAAAUCAUUACGUUGUUGACAAUGAAAAAUCAAUUGAAAUUAAUGUACAUUUACCAAUUAUCGAAGAAGAAAAAUCGUUAAAUAAUUUGGAUUUGUCAAGUUUACCAAGCUUAGAAAGCUUGCCAAGCUUUGAAAAUGAAAAAUCCAUGAAUAAUUUAGAUUUACCAAUAAGAGAUCAUGAGAAAUCUUUAAAUAGUUUAGAUUUACCAAUAAGAGAUCAUGAGAAAUCUUUAAAUAGCUUAGAUUUACCAAGCUUCGAUAGUGAGAAAUCAAUUAAUAAUUUAGAUUUACCAAGUUUACCUAGUAUUGAUAAUGAGAGAUCAUUGAACAAUUUAGAUUUGUUAACAAGUAAUAUUAAUGAUGAAAAACAUGAGCAAAGAUUAAACACGCCUAAUUUUUAUGUACCAACUGAUGGAACAACUUAUGUUACAACUAGUAAAGAAAUUGAAAGUAUAAUAAACGACAAAAAAUCAAAUAAAGAAAAACCUUGUACAAUAGACAAAAAUUUGAAAAGAGCAUUAGAAAACAAGGAUAAUAAAGAAUUCUCAUUGGAUGAACUGCUUGUUUCUCCACAAGUUUUUCAUGAAGCAUCAGGAGCUUCUACUCCAACUAUAAAUAAUAUUUUAUUUGGCGAUAAACUUAGUGUAAACAAAGAGAGUCCUAGCAAAAAUUCUGAAUACUUGGAACCAAGCGGUUUCAAAGCAUCAGGAGCCUCCACUCCUACAAUAACUAAUAUUCUCUUUAGCGAUAAAUACAGUCUAAGCAAGAAGAGCCCUAGCAAAAGUUCUGAAUAUUUGGAGACAAAUGGUCAAGUUGAUCUUGAAAUAUUUGAAGAGUUACUUCAAGAUCAUACCAAGGAAACACACAUUGAGGAUAACAGAGUAACGAGUGAUAUCAAACAUGAAUUUAAAGUUCCCAUGGAUGUCGAUGAAGUUGAUACAGGCACUAAAGAAAUUAAAAAGUAUAAGUUCUCAUCUGAGUUUGACGAAGGACAAUUUGAUUUAGAAAAUUUCUAUUGUAACAUAUGUGAUAAAAAGUUUGAAAGUUCCAAAGCAAUAUGUAUGCAUUUUGUCAAGAAACACAAAAUAAAAAUCGUAAAGAAGAAAAAUAAAGAUUAUAAAUAUAAGCUAAGAAUAUGUAAUUUCUGUGGGAAAGAAUACAGAGAUUUGCAGAACUUUCAUCGUCAUUUAAAAAAACACAAGACUGAGAAGGAUGAUGCUGAAGUAUUUAAGUGCGACAAAUGUCAUUUAGAUUUUACGUCGCAGUCAAAGUUAGAGAAACAUAAAACUGGUCAUAACGCUACGUCUACUAAGAAAGGAAUAGGAAAAUAUGUUUGUACAGUCUGUGGCGCAACAAGUACUACGAUAGGCAACUUCCGCCUGCACCAAAGGAGGCACACGCAAGAUUAUACCCAUAUAUGUCAGCAAUGUGAUAAAGGAUUUUACCGACAAUCAGAGUUCACUAUUCACUUGAGAACUCACACUGGUGAAAAGCCGUUUUCAUGUAUAUAUUGUGAUAAGACUUUUGCACGAAAAGACGCUUUAACAAAACAUGUAAAAUAUCACAUGGAUAACAAGCUAUUCAAAUGUGAACACUGUAACAAAGCCUUUGUAGACAGGAGUCAACUUAAUCUUCACAUGAAAAUCGCCGUAAAGUGUAAAGUAAAGCGCGGAAUCUUGGUUGAUAAGAAAACACUUGUAGGAGACAGCAAAGCCAAAUCUAAUGUAACUAAAAUUCAAGAUGACUCUAAGGAGAAAGAAGAAAAUCAUGGCAGUACCCAGAUAGAAGAUGCAGUAACCGAGUUACCGUAUAUAGAUACUGAGAUGAGUAAUUAA
Molecule: messenger RNA, 2655 nt
Organism: Arctia plantaginis
Lineage: Eukaryota; Metazoa; Arthropoda; Insecta; Lepidoptera; Erebidae
Source: the annotation of a GenBank genome assembly